CUGUCAGUCUAAAAACAGAACGAGUGUGUCUCAGUCUGCGACCACCGGCCUCAGCAACACUCCUCUCUGCUCCUACUGCUUUACUUUCUAUCUAAUCUGGGACACCUCGUCCUCCCUCGUCCUCCCUCGUCCUGUCGGGUGAGUCUCUGAGCACCAUGGACAGUCUGGAGAAGCAGCUGAUCUGUCCCAUCUGUCUGGAGAUGUUCACCAAGCCGGUGGUCAUCCUGCCCUGCCAACACAACCUCUGCCGCAAGUGUGCCAACGACGUCUUCCAGGCAUCCAAUCCCUACCUGUCAACGAGGAGCGGCUCCACGGUGACGUCCGGUGGUCGUUUCCGCUGCCCGUCCUGCCGACAUGAGGUGGUUCUGGACCGACAUGGCGUGUACGGUCUGCAGAGGAACCUGCUGGUGGAGAACAUCAUCGACAUGUACAAGCAGGGCAGCACCAGCAGGCCAGUCCCGGAGGUGAAGCAGGAGCAGCCGAUGUGUGAGGACCAUGAGGAGGAGCGGAUCAACAUCUACUGCGUCAGCUGCAGCGCCCCCACCUGCUCUCUGUGUAAAGUGUUUGGGGCUCAUAAAGACUGCGAGGUCGCUCCGCUGGACAGCGUCUUCCAAUCACAGAAGGCGGAGCUAACUGACUGUGUGUCCAUGUUAGUUGGGAACAAUGAGAGGAUUCAGGCCAUCAUCAGUCAGCUGGAGGAAACCUGCAGAACCGUCGAUGAGAACGGCCGCAGACAGAAGUCGAAGGUGUGCGAGACGUUCGAUCACCUGUUCGCUCUGCUGGAGGAGAGGAAAGGUGAGAUGAUCCUGAGGAUCAACUCUGAGCAGGAGGAGAAACUGGACUACAUCAGAGGUCUGAGGAGGAAGCACAGCGAGCACCUGGAGAACGCCGCCAAGCUGGUGGAGAACGCCAUCCAGACGCUGGACGAGUCCGAGAUGGCAGUGUUCCUGCAGGCCACCAGACCGCUGCUGCAGAAGAUCGUGGAGAGCUCCGACACGUCUCAACUGGAUCAAGUUCAGCACGGCUACGAGAAAAUGGAGCAUUUCACGGCUAACUUUGACCGUCAGAGGAGGGCGCUGAUGAGCAUCGACUUCAUCAAACUGGAUGAAGAUGAUGAUGAUGAUGAAGAUGAGGCAGUGGAGGCCAGAGGGACGACAGCAGGAGCCAAUCAGCAGCCUCCACUGUCACCUGCUCAGCCUGCAGGUGUUCAGCUCUCAGCUCCGCCCACUCAGAGACCCCCUGAGGUUCCACCCACCCCUACUGCACAAACAAAAAAACCCGCCCCUUUAUCGUCCACCCAGGCCCCGCCCCCUCUUCCACUCCCCACCGCCAGUCCCGCCCCACAGUCUGAUCUGCAGAGUGAGUCGGAGGACCGAGACGGAGCGAAACACGUCUUCUCCUUCAGUUGGCUCAACCAGAAGUGAAGACAAGGUGAAGCCAGACUCCAUCAAUAAAAGUUCUACUGUCACCCUGCGGGCUUCAGUCGGACUGAAGGAAAGGAAGGAAACAAAUGCAAAAGUCACAUAAUUUAUUUAGCCAUUUAUUUUGGGUCGACAGU
This is a messenger RNA of Acanthopagrus latus (yellowfin seabream), 1558 nucleotides long. RefSeq names its product E3 ubiquitin-protein ligase TRIM63-like. Gene Ontology annotation, molecular function: zinc ion binding. Lineage: Eukaryota; Metazoa; Chordata; Actinopteri; Spariformes; Sparidae. The record is from RefSeq and is a predicted model, not a curated record. The transcript is spliced from 10 exons. The coding region runs from base 156 to 1424 and encodes 422 amino acids.